Messenger RNA from Tetrahymena thermophila SB210, 2253 nucleotides. RefSeq lists its product as hypothetical. Lineage: Eukaryota; Ciliophora; Oligohymenophorea; Hymenostomatida; Tetrahymenidae. The transcript has 11 exons. The record is from RefSeq and is a predicted model, not a curated record.
AUGUAGUAGGAAAGAUAAGAUAUUUCAUAGCAACCUUAACAAACAUUCGGAGUUUAGUAGCCUUUUUAAAAUUACUCAGGUGCAUAAAUUCAAAACAACUUCUCUUCCUUGCCAAAUGCUUCAAGCUAUAUGUUUAAUAGGACAGCAAGGGAAUAAACUAUGAAUGAUCCAAUAGAUAACGAUAUGGCUUUGAAGACAUUAUAUUCAAAUUAAAAGUUUCAACCAAGUUUUGAAAAUCCAGCAGCAUCGAUAAAUGAGGAAUAAAAAUCAAAUCAGUUAAUAAGUUAAUACAACUAGUAAUAGCAACCAUAAGAUAGGUUGAACACAUAUUAAUAUUCUUAUUCUCCCAACGAGGUAAACGUUUAUGAAUAGGAUCUUUCUGAGUAAAAAUUUAAUUAGUAAAUUCCUAAUUCUACUCUUCCUCCUCUAGCCUAAAUUCCUCCAAGGGGUUUUAUUUAAGAGCCUGCUUAUAGCACGCAUGUAAGAUCUUACUCAAUAGAAAGACCUCCAGUUCCUGUUGUACCUUCGACUGCUCCUCCAAAAUUAGCGACAUAACUUCCAUCACCAUAUAAGCCUCCUUAAUAGCCACCAUUAAAUACUGAAAAUUAAGAUUAUAUAGUGUACUUAAAUAACAGUCUUAGAGACUACUAAGAGAAAUGCGAGCAAUAUUAAUUUCAACUUAACAAGCUUAGGGAAUUCACAAGAGAAUAAGAUAACAUUAUAUCAGCCAAAAUGAGUUUAAUAGAUACAAUAUAGUCAGAAGUAAAUCUUCUGAGGGCAGAGUAUGAUAAGGUCUUCAAUGACCUCUUGUAAUAUAAGGACACUCUUAGAAAAUUUUAUACAUUAUACAUGGACUAAGAAUAGUUUAUAAAUGAUUUAAAAUUAAAUAACACAGAUUUGAUUAUUGGAAUUGAUAGACAAGGAACUAAAAACAUAGAAUUGAUGGACGAAGUAAAAAAUUUAUUAAGCGAUAAAGAGAUGCUUAGAUUCAGAAUGUAAGAAUUUCAAAAGAAAUAAGAUUUCGACAUAGAAUCUAUCAAAAAGUAAAUGUAGUAAAGAGAUGAUGAUGUCAGUAACAUAAGGAAAAAAUUGAAUGAAGUAAUUGAAGCAAAAAGAAGGGUUGAAGAGGAUAAAGAAAAAGAUCACUUUGAAAUUGAGCACUUAAAGAAUAGAGUAAAUUAAGAAUAAAAAGAAAAAGAAGUAAAGAUCAUUUAAUUUGAGAGAGCUAUGCAAAAAGAAUAAGAAGAAAAGGCCAAGAUAAUUAGCGAACUAAAUUAGAAAGUUCAUGAUUUACAAAUUUAAAAUAACAAGUUGCUUGAUGACAGCAAAAUUUAUGUAAAAGAGCUUUAAAAUCUAGCAAGAGAACUCAAAAAUAAGGAAUUUGAUUAUAGCAGAUUGAAAGAACAAAGUUACAACAUGAAUAAGUAACUUGACUUUAAUUCAACGCAAACAGCUGAGAUGAUUAGGAAAGCAUUGAAGGAUUUCGCAUUAAGACACGAGAAAAGUCAUUUGGAUAAAAGAAAAAUACCAUUAAUGAUAGACAAGUUUAUGGAUGUAAUGCAAGAAAAUAAUAAUAGAUAGUCUAAAAUACUGGCUAUGAAUCUUUGGAAAAUAAAAUUUAUGCUCAGAUAGAAAGAAAGAUAAAUAAAAGAAAUGACUAAAGAUGAGAAUGAAGCUGAAAGUAUUUCUUCGAACUUUAGAAACCAUAGCAUAUUUUUAGCAGAAUUAGGAAUGAAAGCUAUGGAAUAUAUUCGUUUGCAGGUUGCAUAACUCAGUUAUUAGGUAUUUGAUACAGUUCUUACUACGUGUAACAGAUAAAAAAUAAACUCGCUGAUAUUAUUUGUAAACGAAGUGAAGAAAAUGAGAUCUUGGACAGCGCUAAAGAUAUCACUGGAUGCAUACUAUUUAAUUAAACAGAAUUUGAUUGUUUUUUUAAAAUAGAUAAGGAAUUUACAAAAGCUGACCAGUCUUGAAAGAAAAUUAGAAAUUAAUACAGGGGAAAUGUCAAACUUUAAGGUAGAAAUUAGAGAUAAUAUGAACUAACUUAUUUAAAAAUUGAUCAGAGAGGCUAAUGAUAGCAGAGAAAGAGACAGAUUUGAUGAGAAUUCUAAUGUUUGCUUCUUGUACAAGCUUCUUGCUAUCAAAAAAAAGAGCAAAACUCCUCAAGAUAAUAAAAUAAUGAAAUUUGACGAAGAUUUGCUUAUUGUCUUAGAUGAUAAGAUUUGCUCUGCUCUUCGUUAAGAAGUAAGUUGA